Molecule: messenger RNA, 1845 nt
Organism: Lingula anatina
Lineage: Eukaryota; Metazoa; Brachiopoda; Lingulata; Lingulida; Lingulidae
Cellular component (GO): SBF transcription complex; MBF transcription complex
Molecular function (GO): protein binding; transcription regulator activity
Source: RefSeq, a predicted model, not a curated record
GCCGUUUUACGUGACCCCUUUUUGUUUCCAAAUAUAGCACAAGCAUGGCCGGUUCCUCGGGUUUGUUGAGAUGUCCUCCAUAUUGUAAGAGUAGCUGUACAGUGAGACAUCAUCCACUACUCCUGGCUGUUGUCAACUGUAUAGACACAGAGGAAGACCAGGAAAUGAUGGAAUCCUUGUUACAAGACUUGCAAGACUGUAUCAAUGACUACACAAAGGAUGGAAAAUGGAAGAAAGAAGGUGUUAUCCCUGAUCCCAAUGAAGCAUAUCAGUUUCCUAUGAUACACUGGGCAUGUGCAUUAGGAAGGGUGUUUGCCGUUCUUUGGUUAAUAGAAGAGGAUUUCAAGCCAACACAGCAAACCACUGAAGGUGAUACGGGACUGCACAGGGCCAUCUACUGCCUGCAGGAGACGUGUCCUAAGGAGGCCCUGCAGAAGUUUCAGAAACUGGUCCCACCCAUGGAGAGUGCUUUACUGGUGAAGAAUCUCUCUGGUUGCACCCCUGUCCACACCUGCUGUCAGCUGCUGCACAAAGAGGUGCCUAAAGUGGAGUUUCAUUAUGAAUGUCUGGCAGCCAUGGUGGGACAUGGAAAGAGAAAGGGGGAUGAUUUUUUGAAGAGUUUGUUAUCAAGCCAGAAUGCUGAGGGUGACACACCCCUCCAUAUCCUAAGUCAGCAUGAUAGAAAUAUGAAUGGAAUCAAACUUCUUAUUGAGGCAGGGGCACGCACAGAUAUAGAGAAUAAAAAGGGAUUUAAGCCCUUAGAUGUUGCAAUAGACUGUGGGCAGUUGAAGCUGUCCAAGUACUUUCAGGAUUUGCGUGUAAUACAGCGUAAAACCCACAAACAGAAUCAAAAUACUUCUUCAGACAUAGAUGUACUGGGAGGAAUGCAAUCAAACUCUGGAGGUCUCUACUCCCCAAGUACACCACGUCAAUCAUCAAGAAAAAUCCGAGAGUCGCCUAAAAUGACAUCAGAGAAGAGAGCAGUUAUGCCAGCAGAGACGGAUGUUGGAUCCAGCAUUAAGUGCCCUGUAGAACCCAACUCCAGUUCUCUUGAGCCAGACCCCAAGAAAGCCAAGACUAGCACAACAUUGCUGUGGAAAGUGAACAUUGCAGCUCAGCCACCUGAAGAAAGAAAUUCUUUAACCAUAAAUGCAAAAACUGCUCUGCCAACAACAGCAAAAAGCGCUGCAACAACUACGGUAACUACAGCUGCAGGAAAAGGGACUGUAACAUCUAACGAACAGAAUAUUUUGAGUUACUUUAAAUAUAGCACCUCAGAGGCCAGGAGCGUGUUCAGGAAAGCCAUGGAGAGGGACAGGGACAUUCACCAAAGAGAGCUUCAUGAUAUGGACAUUGAAAAGAAAAAAUUAACAAACAGCUUAGCAGCUACCAUAGAACAACAGCAAGAAGCAUCCCAGCAAAUUCAAAGAAAACUUCAGGAGAUCGACCAACUACAAAAGAAAGAACAGAAUUUAAAAGGAAAAAUACAGGGUAUCCACAAUAGGUUAGACUCUAUUUCACAAAUGUCGUUAAAAGCACAAGAACAGUUCAGGACCUGUCAGCAUGCACUGGAUGCCUUUGACAAACUGUGACAUGAAUUGUCACUGGAAGACGGCAUGCCUGCAUCUGAUAUGAUGAACUUCUGCUUGAAAAAACACAGCUUGGUUUUUAUAUCAUGAUAUAUAUUAGAUAUUUCCCAGCAUCAAGAUUUUUUUACAAGAGUUGUCCCUUGUAGAUUAAAAGGUCUGUUGUGCUCCUGCUUUGAUUUUUUUGAUUUUGUAGGAGGAUAUAUAUAUAUAUCACUUAUAAUAAAAACCAAUGGAGGAAAAUAAUUUUCAAUAGACA